This is a messenger RNA of Schistocerca americana (American grasshopper), 633 nucleotides long. Its product is annotated as cuticle protein 38-like. The coding region runs from base 1 to 633 and encodes 210 amino acids. The record is from RefSeq and is a predicted model, not a curated record. Lineage: Eukaryota; Metazoa; Arthropoda; Insecta; Orthoptera; Acrididae. The transcript has 2 exons.
AUGAAGAAGUGGGACAGGCACCUUUAUUUGUUGAACCUUGAUAAUAAGAAGGGGGCUGAUUUUGAUUUUAGAGAUUGGACAGCCAGGGCCAAGUGGUUUGAAAACUGGGUACCUGAGGAUUGGAAACUUAGUAAAAAUGACUAUGCUAGGCAGAUCAGGGAGAUCGUCCUGAGCGUGGUGCUGGCCGUGGCAGUGGCGAAGCCCGGAUACCUGGGCGCUGGACUGCUGGGUGCUGGUCUGGCAGCCCCGGCCAUCGCAGCCGCCCCCAUCGCCGUGCCGGCGAUCCCGCAGCCCCCCGCCAACAUCAUCAUCGGACCUGGUGGUGUGCCCCUGGACACCCCUGAGGUGGCGGCAGCCCGCGGCGCCCACCUGGCCACCGUAGCUCAGACGCGGGCCCGCGACGCCAUCAUCAACUCGGCCGCCAUCCUCGCCGCCCCCGCCGCCAUCGCUGCCCCCGCCGCCAUCGCCGCCCCCGCCGCCAUUGCCGCCGCCCCCGCCUACGCGGUCGGUCCCCCCGCGCUGAUCGGCGGCCUCGCCCCCUCGAUCGCCGCCCUGGGCCCAGCGGUGGCUGGCGCCCCUGGAGCCCUGGCUGCUGCCGCCCACUUGCAGGCCAAGGCUGCCCUGCUGGGCUGA